Cavenderia fasciculata is the source of this 1437-nucleotide messenger RNA. RefSeq lists its product as uncharacterized. Lineage: Eukaryota; Evosea; Eumycetozoa; Acytosteliales; Cavenderiaceae. The transcript is spliced from 3 exons. The coding region runs from base 1 to 1437 and encodes 478 amino acids. The record is from RefSeq and is a predicted model, not a curated record.
AUGGACCUUAACAUCAAAGAGAUUGACGGACAAAGUAGAUCUCUACUAAUUACUCGUAAUGUACUACUAGAAGAUACAAACAAAGAUAGAUGUUAUUUUCAGUAUGGAAUGAUAUCAACAAUAUUAUUAUUAAAGAUAAUCAAUCUCAUCGAUGAUAACUUGGAUCUUAUAUGUCUAUUGAUGACAUGUCGAUCAUUUUAUAGAGACUUUAUAGAAAAGUUUAAACCUACUCUACCAUUCAAACAUAUCCCAAUCAUCAAUGAUCCACCAUCCUCCUCUUCUUCAUUCUCUUCCUUGUCUAAAUGGAUACAUUUAAAUAAUAUGGAGCACAUAACCAAGAAAUGUUGUUAUCCAAUGAAACGAUUUGAAUCAUUAUUUCAAAAUGCACUGGCCAAUCAAAUGAUUCAAGAUGAUUGGAAUGUCUCUAUUAACAGCAACACUACUCCCAUUUCUAAUGUACCCAUCACAAAGAACCUUACAACACUUCAUGUUGAUUGCCUCACAUCAAUUGACAAGUAUUUUCAAUUCCCACCUACAUUGACCAACCUCUCCAUCGAAUACAUCCAAUCUCCAGACGGUCUCCCGCUCAUCUUUCCAUCAUCAUUGGUAUCACUUUCUGUUUAUUCAUCGACUCUAUUAUCUCUAGACAAUCUAUUGUCUCUAGAGACACUAGAGAUAAAGGGUGGUUACAACAACACUCCAGUCAUCAAGAAUCUUCUCAAACUAAAACAUCUCAAAUGUAAAGUCCGGUACCUCACAACUGAUUUACCAUCAUCAUUGGAAUCUUUAAAAUUAUCAGAAACCUCAAAUAUAGUAGAUUCAAAGUAUGGAGCUUUACCCAGUGGUUUAAAGAAAAUUAAAAUCAUAUACUAUUCAAUUAAAUAUUUAACAAUCCUAGAUGAAAGUGAUUGUUUUGACAUUGAAACACCAAUUAGACUACCAAGGAAUUUGAUAUCAUUAAAAUCAAAUUGUAAUUUAAAUCUUCAACUUUCAUUACCACCAACACUCACUAAAUUAUGUGUACCUAGAUUCACAGGAAUUACCUCUAUUCCAUCUUCAAUUCGAUUUUUAAGAACAAGUACAAUCUCUGAACCACAAAAUGGACAAUGUAUUGAAAGGUUUAGUGACAAUACCGAGCAUAGCCUUAUUCUACCAUCAAAUAUAGAUAGAUUAGAUUUGGAUUUAGAUUUAUUUGAACCUCUUCGAAUUGAUGAUAUCCUAUUUCAAACAAAUAUCACUCGGCUCAACAUUUACAGAUUCAACAAGGAAAAGAUUCCAUUUCAAUUCCAAAUUAGAAGAUUAUCAAAAGAUACAAGUAUCAUGAUUGAGAGUAAAACUUCAUUUGGUGGAUUCAUUCAAUUUAAACAAUCUAGAAAUCAUAUUUUAUCAUUAGAAUCUUGUCUCUUAACAAUCAAAUCAUAUGAUUAUGAAAACUAA